UGCAACGGGCCGAGAGCACCGAGGGGCGGUGAAGUCAAUACACUCUGUUGCAGUAAACACAAGCCAGUCUGCCUGUCGGCCUCGUGCCGCUUCGUGUAAUAUGGCAUCGCGAAGGACAUUAGGAGGCGGGCGCGUCUUGGGCAGCGGGCGCUCGCUAUCGCCGGCCGUCAUCCCGCAGCGCCCGCAACAACUCACGCCUUCCGAAAGCUCCCUGUCGCUGGCCUCGAGCUCGCAUACUUCGACGACCGAAACAGAUGAUAUCGCCAGCAGAGUCGCCCUCGAGUCCAACAAUGGCCCUGUCGGUGGUACUGCUUCCGCCAGCUCGCGCCUGGUCUGUCCCAUCUGCAACGAGGACAUGGUCACACUCCUACAACUCAACCGACAUCUCGACGACAACCACCAAAACCUGCAGGAAGUCGAGCAAGAUGAGGUCAAGAACUGGUUCGAACAACAGAUGAAGAAAGCAAAGCGUUUCCAACCUCUUGCCGUACUCAACCAGAAACUCAAAGGCCUUGACGUUUUCGAGUCCAACGCGACUGCCCCUCCCUCGCUCGUCUCGACUACACCACCUCGUUCCUCACACUCGACCCAUUCCACUCCCUUGCCAGCCACCCUGCCCGAGACUCGCCUAGACCCCGACGAUGUAGUCACAAAGGCUCAUUGGCAGCGGACCUCGGUUCAUGACACCUGCUCGGAUCCUUUGUGCGGCAAGAGGCUCGGGAAUACCAAUGGCAGCAUCAACUGCAGACAUUGCGGAAAGCUCUUUUGUGAGGAACACACCAUGUACCAGAUGAAGCUGUCUCGCUCCGCUCAGCAUGAACCCGUCCGUGGCCUGUGGUGUCGCGUGUGCGAAACAUGCUACAAGAGUCGACCUGGCUACAACGAUCACUCGGGACUCGAGCGUGACCAUACUCAAGAGUUUGUUGCCAUUCGGAGACGCACAGUAGACAAGGCAUACCUCGAAGUGAGCAGGUUGGAAAAGCGCCUUUCGAGGCUGACACAGCUGUUGGCCAACCCUCCUCCCCCUGAGAACGACCAGAGCACUAGUAGCUUCCUGUGGUCCCUGGCCGGCUCUAAGAACCACAUACGAUCCCUGGAGCAGUCAGUCGUAACUUGGGAAGAGGAUGCUCGCGUAUUACACUGUCCAUUCUGUCAGCAACAGUUUUCACAAUACUCCUUCCGCCGCCAUCAUUGUCGAAUAUGUGGUCGAGUUGUGUGCGGCGACCCAGCCACGAAUUGCUCGACUGCGAUCGGUCUCAACGUAGAUGCCCCCGUCGCAACCAACGGUCUUGAAAAAUCACUCGGUCAAGUCGCUGUUGACGUGCGUAUGUGCAAAGACUGCCAACAUACAAUAUUCAGCAAGUCUGACUUUGCCCGUCAAUUAUCUACACGACCCCCGGACCAGCGCGCCUAUGAGAAUCUUGUUCAGUUUGAGCGCGGAAUCCGUCUUCUUCUGCCCAAAUUUCAAAAGCUGCUUCAGGCCUUACAAGAUCCUGACAAACCUCCAACGCCAACUCAAUUGACCGAUGCCACGAAAGUACGUAGACGGCUCAUGGAUGCCUUCACACAAUAUGACGUCGCGGCCAGGCGCAUCAGAGACUUACCGACGGAACGUCCGACGCAAGAACGUUUACAAAAGGCCAUUUAUGCACAGGCAACUACCUUCCUGCACUUACACAUGCUUCCCCUCAAAUCCUUACCCAAACUGCUUCAACACGCGACACCGCACGGCAAACCACAAGCCAAGCCCUCAGCCGAUCCCUUGGCCGCCAUCAGAAACGAUCAGGCCAGGCCACAAGGCAGUCGAGCGAGCAGCUCGUCAUCCGCUCAAGUCACCGCGCUAGAGGCCGAAGAGAAAGAACUCCGAGAACGCAUGAUUGUUCUCGAGGAACAAAAGUUCUUUGUCGAGGGUAUGAUUGCUGAUGCGAAUAAGCGGAGGAGAUUCGAUGAAGUGGCUAGUCUGGCUGGAAAUGUCGAAGACUUGACUAGGGAGAUUGAUCAACUGCAAGGUCAGAUAGCAGGCAUGGAUUUUGCGACUGCUUAUGCCGCUGGGCAAGAGAUUUGAUCUGCACCUACAAGGAUAAUGGACAGCCGUCGUUCGCGUUAUUGUGUUAUUGGUCUUUGAAAUUAGCGAGGCGUUUAUGGUGGUGGUUUGUGUGCUAUCUAUCUCACCCUACAACGGGUCGAUAACCCAGUAUGAUAUGCUCUUCUUCUCGCA
Aureobasidium pullulans EXF-150 is the source of this 2218-nucleotide messenger RNA. RefSeq lists its product as uncharacterized. Gene Ontology annotation, molecular function: metal ion binding; DNA binding. Gene Ontology annotation, biological process: DNA repair. The transcript has a single exon. Lineage: Eukaryota; Fungi; Ascomycota; Dothideomycetes; Dothideales; Saccotheciaceae. The record is from RefSeq and is a predicted model, not a curated record. The coding region runs from base 101 to 2065 and encodes 654 amino acids.